CACAUCAACAUCGUCUGAAAGAGAAGAUAUGACGCAGUUUGCCAUUUUACGCAGAUGGCGAAAAGAGGACUUCGGGUGUCGGGUGUUUUGUAUCGUCGCCCUCAUAGGAACGGUUCCAGUUUUCUUCUACGCCCACGCUUCUCUUCGCGAAUAUGCGGCCGGAAAACGAAUUUCGCUGCCGUCGAUAGCCGUCAGGGGAAGUGCCCGUCGCAUCACUUGCAACGCUUCGGGAGUAAUGCCGCGGAUACUGUUUUGGACGGACUUUCCUCAAAGGGCGAUGUUGAAUCCUGCAGGUGUGGAUGAGUUGCAAGUUCCUCAUUGUAAGCACAGGUGCCGCGUCACCUACAACCGAAAUUACUUGAACUGCAGCGACGCCCUCGUCUUCCACUCGCAAGACUUGAACAUAAAUGACUUGCCCAUAGUACGCCAUAUCUUUCAGAAGUGGGUGUUCUACGCAAACGAGGCUCCAGAAUAUUCUUACACGGGCGAUUUUUACCGAUUGAAUUCGCUGUUCAACUGGACUAUGACGUACAGGUCUGAUUCUGACGUACCUCUUCGAUGUGGUGCCUUCAGAAGAAGCUCGGCUAACAGAAACCGGACAAAUUUCAAGGACCUCUGGAUGAGGAAGAAAAAAACGGCCGUCUGGCUUCCGAGUGCCUGCAAAACUAAGAGCAAGAGGGAAGACUUCGUCAGUGAACUGCAGAAGUAUACCGAUGUGGAUGUCUACGGCGACUGUGGAUUGUGGAAAGCGGUGAGCAGCACGAAGGGUGCCAGCUUCCGCUACUUCUCGAAAGACUACUACUUCUGGCUGGCCCUGGAGAACUCGCUGUGCCAAGACUACGUUACAUCCGAGCUUUUCACUGCGCUUAAACAUUAUAUAGUUCCUGUAGCGCUGGGAACCGUAAACUACAGUGCCAUUACACCGCCGCAUUCGGUCAUCGAUGUGUUCUCCUUCGCGAGCCCCAAAUUGUUAGCGGACUAUCUUCAAAAGGUGAAAAUGGAUCUCAACCUGUACGGUGCCUAUUUCCGAUGGAAGAAAACGUACGAUGUUGUAGUGGAGGACGAGCCGUUUUGUAGCUUAUGCGGCAAAUUGCACAGUGCAAAGUUUAAAACAUUUUCCUUGUACGAGGACCUACGUACGUGGUGGGUUAACAGGUCAGAAUGCGUCGACUGGAAUGGUAGUGCCGAUUUCUCGCCGUGAAAUGGUCACGGCCGUCGCGUGACAGAUAUAAUUUUGCUUGACGUACGUAAUGUUCUCAGCGGUGCUUUGAAUGUUCUCGCAAUGUAAUAACUUGAGAAGAACAUCGAAUGCACCGCUUGGACUUGGACUGCUCGGAGAUGGGUGUGACGUCCGUCUCUCGUUAGUACGUUGCAGUAAAGUUACGCUAUUAUGAAUAAAGUACCCGAAACAUA
Ornithodoros turicata is the source of this 1413-nucleotide messenger RNA. RefSeq names its product alpha-(1,3)-fucosyltransferase C-like. Bases 29 to 1201 code for a protein of 390 amino acids. Lineage: Eukaryota; Metazoa; Arthropoda; Arachnida; Ixodida; Argasidae. Gene Ontology annotation, cellular component: membrane. The transcript has 2 exons. Gene Ontology annotation, molecular function: fucosyltransferase activity. The record is from RefSeq and is a predicted model, not a curated record.